AUGCGUCUCGCGCCACUUUUCACCUCUCUGGCAACACUUUGCACUAUUGUUGUCGCUAUCCCCGUUGCAGCAAAUCCCUCUUUAAUGCAAAGGCCGACUCCGUCCAAGUCUACACCGUCCGUUGCGUCAACUGCCUCGCCCUCACACUCGGCUACCCCAAGUACUCUCACCCUCGUUGGUGCCUAUCAAUGCCCUCGGAACCAGUACAAAGCAUGUUGCCAGUCUCUUGAGCAAACCUCGAAGGAAUUAAUGGCACCAGUGGGGGAUCUUGUACCAAUUGUGGGCGGUAUCUCUAUUAGCUCGCAAAUCUCGUUUCAAUGCAACGCGAUGGCCCCACUCACGGAUCCGAAUACUUGCCAGGGACACGGAUACACCCCGAUGUGCUGCGAAAACAACACUGAAAUUCCGUUAAUAAGUUUUGGUCAGGGCAUGGCUAACGCUGCUGCUGAACAGGGCGCUGCUAUGAAUGCUUGCAAGCCUUUUGAGAAGGCUAAGGAGGCAUACUAUCAGUCUUUUGGGUAUAAUGUCGGCGAGGAAUCCAAUGUAGAUUUGAUCAAUGAUGUGAUGUCAUGA
This is a messenger RNA of Penicillium malachiteum, 573 nucleotides long. Its product is annotated as hydrophobin family protein. The record is from RefSeq and is a predicted model, not a curated record. Gene Ontology annotation, cellular component: fungal-type cell wall. The transcript is spliced from 3 exons. Bases 1 to 573 code for a protein of 190 amino acids. Gene Ontology annotation, molecular function: structural constituent of cell wall. Lineage: Eukaryota; Fungi; Ascomycota; Eurotiomycetes; Eurotiales; Aspergillaceae.